Messenger RNA from Pelobates cultripes (western spadefoot toad), 7725 nucleotides. The record is from the annotation of a GenBank genome assembly. Lineage: Eukaryota; Metazoa; Chordata; Amphibia; Anura; Pelobatidae.
GCGACGGAAGUGACUCUCUGUUGUGGUUGGCAGGAGAGAUGAACUUCCGUCGCCACAUGAUUGGCAAAGUGCACGGUAUCAAUUAGACUCAGUGACGUGCAGAGUGCGCGACAGGCAGACAGGAGAGGUAAAUAAUGUCUGGGAUAAAAGGUCCCUGGGAGCCGCUUAGAAUAGCUGUUCGUUAUUUUUAUUUAUAGUGUAGCAGUAAUUAUGUCCUGUUUGAUGUUUUUAUGUUAUGUGUACAUUAUCCUUUCACAGGCAGCUGGUAAUCUCCCAUCUAUAUAGGUUUAUUAAAUAUCAAUUAAUUCCAUGUUGCUAUAGAAACGUGUCUGAUCCCCUGUUUAUUCAGCUGUGAAAGCAGAUAGUUUGUGACAGUCGACGCACCAUAACCACUGUCUAUCAGUGACUUGGUAAAGGGGUAUAGUCCCUACACUGCGGCAGUGUCAAACAUUUGGUGUUUCUGAGAAAACGUUUGAAAACUCAUUAGUAGUAGCUUGAAACAUGUCCUCCUUAAAGGAACACUCCUUUUACCAGAACAACGUCACAUAAAUUAAGUUGUUAUGGUUGCUGGAGGCCCCUGGGUGCUCUCAAAACGCAAGGGGUAAAACUGUGCUCAAACGGUUUAACAUAGAAACAUAGAAUGUGACGGCAGAUCAGAACCAUUCGGCCCAUAUAGUCUGCCCAAGAUAAGGCUAGGGACUAAUAAAAGUAUUUAGAAAACUGGGCAGACUAGAUGGGCCGAAUGGUUCUGAUCUACCGUCACAUUCUAUGUUUCUAUGUAACCCCAAAGGCUGCCUCCAGUGCCGAUACCCAGGCGGCGUCCUGCUUCUGAGUUGCAGGAAGCGCGGAAUGCAGCUAUUCGGGGGCGCUGCUGAUUAGCUAGAGUGGUCAGCUGACGCUGUAAGACAAUCAGUAGCUCCCUGUUAAUAAAAAUAAGGUAUGUGCGUUUAUUUAGAUAAGGUUGUUAUGGUGCCCAUACUGUUCCUUUAUGUUCUCGAAAAUUUGAGGAUAUUCAUAUUCGGCACCAUCACACACAUGAUAACACUGAAUGCUGCUAAUGCUUCGUAAAGAUUACUAAUGGAUGUAGUGCUUUGAAAUGGAGUGCAGCAUGUGCCAGAGGUCCAAAAUGCUUUUCCAAAUUCAAAUCUUUUGGGGUGGACUGUGACAAUCAAUUGUGAUGAUCUCAGAGGAGGCAGAGCAACUGUCUUGGUGUUGGAUUACAGGUAAACGUAAAGGAACACUCCAAUCUCAUAAAGCUUUAUGUAUGUAGAGCAUAUCUUCUCCUUUUUUAUUUUACAAAACUGCAGAUUUCAAUAGAAAUCUUCACUUUUAUAAUUUUGUUACAUCUCUCUGGCUGCUAAUCAGACAACAGACCCGGUUACUUCCUGGUUGUUUAGUUCUGUGGAGCUAAACUCGAGAGGCAUUUUACGAUUUCCUGCACAUUUACAUCUGUCCCCUAUAAAUCUGUCAAGCCGUCGGGGUGAGGGCUUGUGACUGUCACAUCUGCAAUCUCUACAGAACUUUAAAGGAACACUCAGAGCACUAUAACCAGUGCGCUACUGUGCUUAUGGUCCAGGAUACUCCCCAUUAUUACUGCAGUUUGAUUUCUCACCGGGGUCUGGGCACUGCUCUUCGCCCGCCUGCACUACGGACGAUGGAGAGCCGUUGGCUCUCUGAAACUAAGCUGUGCAGGGCACCAUAACCACUACAAUGUGCUGUUAUAGUUAUGGUGCCUAGACAGUUUGAUUUGCUGUGUCUGUUCUGUUGUUUAGUCCCACUCUUCAGGGCUGCAAACUUCAGCUACUGUUGAAAAGUUGCUUCUUUCACACAGCACUGACACACCUCCCAAGGCAAGCAGAAAUUCUGAGAUAUAUUACGUACUUGUGAUUCGUUUGCCAGUUGUUUUUCCCCUUUUUACUUUUUGUACCCCUCCUCCACACCCUAUUUUUUCAUGUUAUUUAAACAGUUUCUCAAGUUUUAAAACCAUUGCGCUGAAAAAGAGCUCCCAGUUUAGCUUUUUGCCAUCCCAGCUAUUCAGUGCUAACUUGCAUUUUUUUUUAACUAGUUACAUUGCAGUGUUUACUAAAACGGUGCCAUUAUUCAUUAAAUUUAGGGAUAAGUAACUGAAAUCAAGUCCAUCUAAAACUUAUAAGAAUGUACAGACAGUAUUGGAGCAAUUUGGUUAAACAUUUAAAAUACGGAUUUUAAUUUCUCUAUCCUCUAAAUCUAGCAACAAUAAUAGUGUUAUUAUUAGUAUUGUUAUUUAUACAGCGCAAACCUAUUCAGCAACACUGUGCAAGUCAAGGAAGGAUGUACAGAAAUAUGUAGGCUGUCAGUGCCCUGCUCAAACUGCUUAUAGUCCAAGACAGGGUAUUGCACGGUGUCCGUGUUUAAAUUGGCUGACUGCUUCCCAUAUUGCCAGUGGUGAUUUAUUAGUAAGACAUGUUUGUGACAUACCUGCCAUCUAGUCUGAAAUCUUUUAUUCUCUUUGUAAAACAGCAAAAGGAUAACGCAGCUUCCCUAGACUCACUAGGAAUCAUGGUUCUGUUGUCAACUACUUUGACAGAGGAGGAAGAGGCUUUGCAGAGGAAAUUUGCAAAACUGAAGAAGAAGGUAUCUUUAUCUGUAGUGUGGUGUGGUCAGACUGCCCCAAGACAUAACGAUGUGUAAAUGUUGGGGUUAAUUAUAUUUCUUCCAAAGUGUACUUUGCUUUCUGAAAAAUAAAAAAUAAAAUUAGUUUUGUGAAUAGUUUUUUUUUUUUUUAUUGUUUACCGAAAAAGAACUAGUCACAGCAUCAAAGUACAUAUAUGUCCACAGUAACAACCAUUAUUUUCGUUUUCAGUACAGUUAGUCACACAGGAAUGUUCAAACAUUAGUAUGAAAAUGAACAAGGAGACAUAGGUUCUCCAAUAAGUAUCGAAACGUACUGUACAAAUAAAGCACAUUUUAAUAACAUUACCAUGUUCCAAAAACGACUUUCCAAUAUAAUAUUUCUAAAUACUCUAACCAUUAUCGAUGUUUAACCAAGUUGCUUUCUGAAGAUUAUUCCUUUAAAUCAUUUGUUAUAAAUUUAACAUGUUCCUGAAUGAAACAAUUGGUUUCAUUGCACACAUUCCUUAAUGCUAUUUUGGUGGUAACCAAUUAUAUAUUCGAUAUAUAAAAUUAUAUAUCCACCCUUGCUUUCUCAAUUGUAGCAAACAUGGGCGCCCCAAUGAACAAUCAACGUAGAUGUGAAUUUCGAUACUAAAUCCAUAGAGUGCGCAUCAUUAAAUGUGUGUUUAUGGGCAUAUGUAAUGUGUUUUUUUUAUUUAUAUAUAUAUAUAUAUAUAAUGUAUGUAUAUUUAUGAGAGAGAGAGAGAGAGAGAUAGAUAUAUGGAUAUUUUACCUUCACUUUGAAUUACUGCCUUGUGGCACUUUAAUGUUUACUCCUUCCAUGAUUCUAAACAGAUGUAGUUAAACCCCUACAUCUUGGGUGACUAUAUCUGAUUUUUUUUGGACAAGUGCUGAGUUAUUUAAAGAAACACUCCAUGCACCAUAACGUCUGACACUCCCCAUAGUGGUUAUGGUGGAAGGAGUGUCCUGGCAUCCCCCUCCCCCAAUUGUAACCAUUUAAACCAAUUUAUAAUAGUUUGACUUCUUACUUGGAGUCUGCUGGGUGCUGUGCACUGCCUUCACUACUGUUUAAAGCUGUAAGUUCUCUGUCUGAGCUAAGCCCUGCAGUGCACUCUUCGUCUCACUUGUAUAUAAGGUACUUGAUAUAGUUUCUAUUUUAUCAUUAUCGCUGAUCAGCUAUUCAUCCUUGAUUUCAUGUCUUCGCUUGUUACCUGAGUGUCUGUAUGAGUUCCGUUAAACUACCCCUGAGCUUCUCAUUUGUUUAUCGUGCACAUAGGGCACUUUUUGUACCCCAUGUAUGAUGGACCAGAUUACAUGUCUGAUUGAUGUCACAUGGAAUAUCACAAAGACCUUUUUAAAAGGAUUUAGGAAAUUACAAAAAAAUAAAUAAACAGAAAAGAUUAGACCUAUAAUAUAUGUGUGUAUUUAGCUUUGCGUUACACUGAGUUACUGCUCUAGCAUUAUUUAGCCCUUGUAUCUUUUUUCCCCCCCAUUCACAGAAAAAAGCUCUACUUGCUCUCAAGAAGCAAACUUCCACCAAUCAGACGAGCCAGGCUGGAAUCAAGAGAUGUCAGUGCAAACCCGUGCCUGUUCUUCCACACCCUACUUUCGUUUUGUUCAUGAUUUGCAUUAUUCACUUUUUCUUAUUAAUUUUUUGCUCUUUUUCACUGAAAUGAGAUAUGAACAUCUAAAAGCCCAAAAAAUAAAGUAGGGAGGCUUUUUACCUAGCAUAGGCUAAUUUUAUUAUAGUUUUCUAAAUUAGUAUGUACUGUGCUAUUUGUUGUCUCUCCUCCCUCCCCCUCCCCUAUUUAAACAGCAGAGGAGUGAGGACGGUAGCACUCAAAAGGUUUUAUUUGACUUGGAUAACUAUAAACAAAUAUAUUUUAUAUUGUAAUACUGACUUUCCAAUAUAUUUGUUCAUUCAUAUUCAGAGUGUUGAUGUUUCAUAUAUUUAAACCUUUUAUCUAUUUUGUCUAUCCCUCUGUGCUAUCUGUCUUGACAUACAUGUAUCUGCUUCUCCCAGCUCUCUCAGACCAGCCUGCGGUAGACACUGCAACAGCUACAGAGCAGGCGAAGAUGCUGAUAAAGACUGGAGCUAUUAGUGCAAUAAAAUCAGGAACCAAGAACAGCGGCUUCAAGCGUUCCCGGACCCUAGAGGGGAAACUUAAGGUCAUCUCUCAUAUUACCAGUAGCUUUAUUCCAUGUGCUGUGAUUCAAUACCCACAGAGUAUUCCUUGUCCUGUAUUAAACCUGUAUUGCACCUGUUAUAAUAUACAAGUACACACAUCUUGUUCUAUCCAUAGAAAACACCUUCCAUGGCACUUGCCUGCCCCCUUUAUAGAAGUGUUAAUUGACAUCUCUCUUGUUUCAGGAUCCGGAUAAGGGCCCUGCACCAAGCUUCCAGCCCUUUCAGCGUAAUGUGUCUGUAGACGAGGAGCAGGCGGAGGUAACGUAAUAAUAGGUGUAGAGCUUACUGACACUGGAUUCUUAUUGGUGGAAACAAUUUCUUCAUUUUCACUUUCUAGAGUUCAAAGCGUGCCCAGAGGAAGUCACUCUAUGAUAGGUAAGGCUGGAAUUUCUGACUCUUUUUUUUUUUUCUCUCUCUGCCCUCCUCCUUUUAGUUCCCCCUUUCAGUUUCCAUGAUGUCCUUUGUUUCUCGCUACUCAUUAAUACACUGCUGUCCCCAGCUUUGUGAGCUCCAGCGACCGGAUGCGUGAAACAGAGAGAGAUAGUGAAGAACGAGACGGUGAAAGAGACGCUCGUCAAAGAGAGCGGGAUCUUUAUGAGCGGGAACGUGGAAGAGAGCGAGACAGAGACAGGGAUAGAGAUCGGGAGCGAGACCGCAGUGAAAGAGAUCGGGAGCGAGACCGCAGUGAUAGAGAUCGCGAAGGAUUCUAUAGACGUAACUGUUUACUUAUGUCAUUAAACCUUGUGUUGGAAACAGGACAAUAUUCUCUGUUACUCUGCACAAAGAGAGUCACGUGUCCAUGUUCUCUGUGCCUAGAAAGACUGACUUACAGGUUCUUUUUCAUCUCAUAGGGCAAUAGUCUUCUGAUUUAUUUAUUUCCCCCCCUCUAUUUUCACUUCGCAGGGUCCGAUUCUUUCCCUGAACGUCGAGCACCCAGAAAGGGUAACACGGUGUAUGUAAAUGGAGUGGGCAUGUCACAAACAACUUUACGGGAGGCCUUCUCUAAAUUCGGGAACAUUAUAGAUCUAUCAACGGAUGCACAACGGAAGUAAGAAUACAUGUGAUGCAUAAGUGAGCUUUGUGGGUGAGCGCAGGUGGAUUGAAACCUCCUGACCUUAUGUUUUUUUUUUUUUUUUGUCCUGUUAGUUGUGCGUUUGUUACGUUUGAGAAGAUGGAAUCGGCUGAUCAGUCCAUCCAAGAGGUGAGAGUUCUGUCCUGCGUGUUCAUUCUCGGUUGACAAUGUCCAUAGAGAGGAUCAUUAUUUAUAUUCUACCUGCAAACAACAGGAUCCACCAUCCAGUGGUAAUCCUUCCAACCCGAGCAGAAAAUGGCUCUCUGUUUUUGGUUAAAUUUGGUUAAUUGUUUAGCAAGAAUGUGCUUCUACUGUAUUUCUCUAUACAUGACCUAAAAAACAUGCCUGGCCCCAAUCUGUAUGUUCUGCUCUAUUUCUGUGUAUAAUUAGUGAUUUGAGUUGCUUCUAUUUUGAUCUUUUUCCCUCCUCUCCCUCCAGCUCAAUAACACAACAAUAGAAGAAGUUCCUGUUAAAGUUAGCAUCGCUCGUAAACAGCCCAUGCUGGAUGCAGCCACAGGAAAAUCUCUUUGGGGGUCACUGGGUGAGUUAUGACCUCAAUACUGCUUUCCUUAUUAUCUCCGUGUCUUAAUUUUGUGUAGUUAUUGAGACAUCUUCUCGUUUUGUGUAUGUGUAAAUAACUAUUACAUUUGCAGUGCCGUGUAGAAGAUUCUGCACUCUACUCCAGGUUUUCUUUAUCAAGUUUGAUUAUUUAAACAAGGGUCUUAGCAGGAGCAGUGUUAGUUUUUCACAAAUCAGUUUCCCCUAUCUGCUUUUAGUCUGGGCCAAUUGGUGCAUAGAACAUGCAGAUUUAUUUUUUAUUUUAAUCAAGUCUGAUUUAAAAAUACCUGCUACUUAUUUAAAAGAAGCAAUCAUCUGCACGUGGUCAUAAACUGUGCGAGCAUUUAGGAAAUGCCAAAUAAUCUUUGUGUGUGUGUUCCAUAAAUUUAAAAUCCUUAUUUUUAUCUUUUUUACCUCUGCAGCUGUCCAGAACAGUGUGAAAGGUUCUCAUCGAGACAAGAGAUCACAAGUCAGCUACUCUGAAGACCUCUUCUCAGAUCCCCAGCCCGGGCCUGACGAAAACCCAAGCUAACUGUUAUUCAAGAUGUAAAAGGACCAUUUGAAAGCGUGCAGGUGUAGGAAUAUCAUAAAUUGCAUAUGCUAAGGCUUCCCAAACGUAGGAGUCAGGAUAUAUUUAUUGUAAAUAGAUCAAUCAUGUUGCCCAUUUUAUUUUAUAAGGAACUCUCUAUUCAUUCCUUAAUAGGCUAGUUAAAAAUAUAUAUAUACAUUUAAAACAAUGUGUAAUUUGUGUUCAUCUGGCUUCUAUGUUUGUCAAGCCCUGGUGUAUGCUUUGAUCUGACCUGUAGCUGGUUGGAUUAAACCAGUAGUACAUUGUGAUGCAUUAUUAAGGCUGAGCUCUGAGUAGGUUCCACCUAACCCUACCUUGAAAGGUCUCUAAAUAAGGACUUUUUCACUUUUAUUUUUAGCAACUUGUGACUUGGGGAAAAAAAAUUACCUAAAUGAAUGGAGCUUAAAAAAAAUAAAAACACCCUACAUGUUGAUUUAUUUUUGCCAGAGGUAUUUCUUUUGAAGCAGGUUAGCAAGGUAGACAAGUUUGAGAAAAGCUGAAUAAAAUGAUUUUUCUUUUUUCUUUUUUUACCUAAACUUUGCGGUUUUCAGUUUCAUAUGUAGGGGUGGGGGUCUCGAAGUGUAGUGCAUUGAAUUGUGAAAAUAUCUGACUUUUAAAAUUAAUAAAUAAAAAUAAAUCUAACCCUGGCUCUUUUACCCUAAAUGUUGCAUAUUUGUUUUCGGUUAACUGCAAUUAAUUGUUUAAGGAAUAAACCCUUGGUGUUUU